AUGCUUCACGGUUGUCCAACCCCGCCGCCUACUGCAUCGAGCAUCCACGGCCCGCCUCGUUUCCUCUCUCGAGUAAACCACACGCCACCAUUGUACAAGCGUAUGGGUGCUUCCAAACCGCUACACACUCCACCGUUGGAGUUCACGCCCAUUGGACAGAACCAGUUUCGAUUCACGCGAGCGCAGUCGAUCGAGCGAUCCUCGCGGCCCUCUAGCGUCUCCGGACAUGCGUAUGCCGGCACAACUCCUCAAGAAACCGAAUAUGAAGAGAGCUCGGAAGAAGAAAGCGAGGACGAGGACGAGAGACCCAUGCGACGGGUAGAGGAGGCCGACUUUGAACUUGAGGAGGUCGACAGCGAUGAAAGCGAAGAUGAAAACCUGGAAGUCGUGCAGCCAGACCAUUGCGAGGACGCGAAGAGCGACAUAAGCGCCGCUGCACUAGAAGCCACCGGGGUCAUGGACCAGUUGAGAGAACUGCAUGUCUCGGAAGGCUCCACCGACGAGGAGGCCAAAGAGCGCAGAUACGUGCACAAGAAGAAGAGAUGGAGCGCGGGAGUCUUCAAACGUACCCACAGUCAGAGUGUCGAAGGCGACAGCAGCUACUCUGACGAUGAUCCCCAAGACGAUAACAAACCCGAGGCGCGCCGUCUGCGCCGCAAGUUGCGUGGACCUGGACCGUGUGACAGGCGAGGCUCCCUCAUCUUCGAGGACAAGGGAUUCCCGAAUACCAAUAACAUCGAGGAAGUGGAAGAACCAGAGGAGGGAGUCGUGAAACACACCAAAGGCCCGCCAUCGAUCCCCAGUGAUGACGCGUUCACACUAGAUGAACUCCCUUUCUGGCGAGGGGCUUACGAGACCAUGGAGGUCGAAAAUGAUUCAGAGUAA
This is a messenger RNA of Macroventuria anomochaeta, 885 nucleotides long. RefSeq lists its product as uncharacterized. Lineage: Eukaryota; Fungi; Ascomycota; Dothideomycetes; Pleosporales; Didymellaceae. The transcript has a single exon. Bases 1 to 885 code for a protein of 294 amino acids. The record is from RefSeq and is a predicted model, not a curated record.